Portunus trituberculatus (swimming crab) is the source of this 5675-nucleotide messenger RNA. RefSeq names its product protein draper-like. Gene Ontology annotation, molecular function: scavenger receptor activity; protein binding. The transcript has 24 exons. Bases 726 to 4436 code for a protein of 1236 amino acids. Lineage: Eukaryota; Metazoa; Arthropoda; Malacostraca; Decapoda; Portunidae. The record is from RefSeq and is a predicted model, not a curated record.
GGCUGACGGACGAGAACGGUUCAGUAAGGUUUGUUCCAUGAUAGAGGGAGGUUGCGUCGGACUCCCGCUCCACCCAGAGAACGCUGCUCCCAGCGCUGUAUAUUCGUAAUAACAUUGCCGUCUGUUGAGUGCCUCGCCUUUUAGUGUUACGUGCGUGUUGGCUCCAGAAUAGCAAGGACUGCAUCAUAUUACUUCCAGAAACGGGUAAUUAGUGAUUGAAGAGAGCUUAUCGAGUGUUACUAAGUGAGGGCAGGUGAGGUUUUGUAGGCGUGGGUGUGUCACUGAACCAAUCACACCAACGCCUCCCCGACCACGCUCCCUCCAUGCCCACGCCUCCACACGCUCCACGCUGCUGGGGAAUGUGGAUCAAGGUGUGAAAGUGUGUGUGUGUGUGUAAGAAACUUGCUCUUUUCCUGGAUCUUCUUCGGACUGUGGGUGAGGCAAUACUAACAGUUAACCUGAAACUUGAACUGUCCUACAUACGGAGAAGUUUCUAUUCCUGGCAUGUCGUCAUAACGGUGAUUGGGAUUGGAAAAGACUAACGCCGCACGCCGCCUCCACCACUCAAAGCCGUACGCAGGAUUACAAAGGAUAGCAAGUAGAAGCACGUCUCUAAAUCCUUCUUGUGUUGCCUGAUUGCAUUGUACUAACGAGGAGAGGCAGGAUAGUGCAGUGGGAGGCUUUAUGCGUUGAAAUGUAACGUAGUGGUACAGUACAUCCUUUCAAUGACUCGAGUGAGGGACUUUCAAUCUUGCAAGCGACUCCCCGCCAUCGGCGUAUAUGGUAAUGACGUGAGAGUAGGCCAUAAUACCACCACCACCACCGCCACUGCAGUAAUGGCAGCAAGAAUGUGGAUGGUGUGGGCGGUAUGGGCUACGGCGGUGGUUGCGGUGACUUGGGUGCCGACGGUUGGGGCGACGGCGCUCAGAGGACCUAAUGUUUGCAACAAACAAGAAACGUACACAAGUUUUGUGAAUGUGUCUUACUCCAAAGCCUACCAAGUUCGAACGUACACAUUCUGCUUAAGUAUUCCACCCAAAUGCUCCAAGUACAAGAUAGCUUACAAGACUUCAUUUAAAAGACAGAGUCAGACCAAGACAAGGACUGUAAAUGUGUGUUGCUCAGGGUACACCAGAGUGCCAGCUGAGGAUAGGUGUAUGCCCAUCUGCUCCCAGGACUGUAUACAUGGGAUCUGCAUCAAGCCAGAUGAGUGCCGCUGUGAAGCUGGCUACUCAGGCCCUAGCUGUAAUAUAAGUGAGCUCGUGGUCUCUGGUAAUGACUCCCUCACAGAUGACUCACUCCACAGUCAUAACUUAUCGUGUCCUGAGGGGAAAUGGGGAGUGGGGUGCGUCCACGACUGUCCAUGCCUCCAUGAAGGGAAGUGUGACCCACUGUAUGGAAACUGUUCCUGUCAUGCUGGCUGGAUUGGACCAUACUGUGAAGAAAAGUGUCAAGAGGGAUACUAUGGAGUGGAUUGCAAAGACCGGUGUCGCUGUCAGAAUGGAGGGACAUGUGACCAUGUGUCUGGUGCGUGUCGCUGUCCCCCAGGUUGGACAGGACCCCUGUGUGAAAAAUCCUGCCCUGAGGGAACGCAUGGUGCUGCCUGCAGUAGCAAGUGCCAGUGUCAGAACGGUGGCCACUGUGAUCAUGUUACAGGGAAGUGCCAGUGUCCUGCAGGAUGGACAGGAGAUGUUUGUGCAAAUCCUUGUCCUCAAGGUACUUGGGGUUAUAAUUGCUCAGAACAAUGUGAUUGCUACAAUUCUGCAACUUGUGAUCACAAAACUGGCCGCUGUAAAUGCCCAUCAGGUUACAUUGGCAACAAGUGUCAAGAUGAAUGUCCACUAGGCACCUAUGGUGUAAACUGUACAGAGACUUGUUCUUGUUACAAUGGAGCAACAUGUUCACACAUAAGUGGCCGUUGUUUCUGCAAAGAAGGUUGGCUGGGAACUCAGUGUUCCAUACCUGCUUGUCCACCAAACCAGUAUGGUCCAGGCUGUUCCCAUAUUUGUUCCUGUGAAAAGGAUAACACUGAAAGGUGUCAUCCAUGGACUGGAGCCUGCGAGUGUAAGGCUGGAUGGGCAGGAGAGACUUGUACAAGAGCAUGUCCUUUCUACAAAUAUGGAGAGAAAUGUGCUCAAAGUUGUCAGUGUAGAAAUGGAGCAUUCUGUGAUCCAGUUGACGGUACCUGCAUAUGUGCACCAGGCUACCAUGGGGCAUUGUGUGAUGAACACUGUCCUAAGUUUAAAUAUGGACAAAAAUGUGAGCUUGACUGUCGGUGUGAUAAUUCACAUGGCUGCUCACAUGAGUCAGGGAAGUGUUUCUGCAAGCCAGGAUGGGAAGGACAACAGUGCUCUCUCACUUGUCCACUUGGAAGUUAUGGAGAAAAUUGUUCUAAAACAUGUGACUGUCUCAAUAAUGGAUCAUGUGAUCCGGUGACAGGAGAAUGUAGCUGUGGUCCUGGACAUUAUGGAGAGAAAUGUGAAAAAACUUGUAGCCAGGGAAAUCAUGGAAUGGCUUGUGGAAACGUAUGUGCCUGUGUUGGGCCUCAUGUGGAAGGCUGUGAUGCUGAAACUGGCAGGUGUAUAUGCAAGCCUGGCUUUAGAGGUGUCAGUUGUCAAUCACACUGCCCACGUGGCUUCUAUGGAGAAUCUUGUUUGAAAAAAUGUGACUGCAAGAACAAUGGAUCUUGCAACUUUCAGACAGGGAAAUGUGUAUGUGAGCGUGGAUGGCAUGGAGCUGACUGUAAUACUCCAUGUCGGCCUGGGAAAUAUGGAGUAAAUUGUAAUCAGGACUGUCCUCCUUGUGUGCAUGGAAAUGGAACAUGUCACCCACAGCUAGGGACAUGUGUGUGCAAGGCUGGAUGGCGUGGUCCUCGCUGUGACCGCACAUGUGCACCAGGUACCUGGGGAAUUGGUUGUGCUAAUACUUGCAAGUGUCGCAAUGGAGCAGGAUGCAAUCAUGAGACAGGUCAGUGUUUGUGUUUGCCAGGCUGGAGAGGAAUAGACUGUUCACAGCCUUGUCCUCCAGGAAGUUUCGGUUACAAUUGCCUUCAGACCUGUCAUUGUCGCAACCAUGCAUCUUGUCGAGGAAGUGAUGGCUUCUGUGAAUGCAAGCCAGGAUGGAUGGGAUUUGGAUGCACUCAAACCUGCCCUGAGGGUUCCUUUGGUCGUCAAUGUUUCAAUGUUUGCAACUGCAGUACAGAAAACUCUAUUUGUCAUCCUGUCCAAGGCUGUAAGUGCCGCUAUGGAUUUGAAGGAGACAUGUGCGACAUCCCUAUCACUAGCCCAAUAUUCAAGGACAAAGACCCUGUCCUGCCUAAGCAGUCAACACAUAACAAUGCUGGACUCAUUGUGGGUGUUGUCUCCAUUAUCCUAAUCACUGUUGUGAUUGCUAUUAUCAUCUACUACAGGCGGCGACUGGUGCGUCUGAAACGCGAGUUAGCAGUGGUGCAGUACAUAGCUGAUCCAGCUGCUACAGAACGUCCCAGGCCUUCUGAGAACCGAGACAGUGCAAAGCUACGUUCUUCUUCUACUAAGCUUUCACAAAAGUCUGGACAACCUGUAGCAAAAAGGUGGAGUUCAAUAGCAGACCAACACCACUUUGACAAUCCUGUUUAUGCUUACCAGUCGGUGAGCAAAUCACAACCCAACCUACUUGAAAAUGGUAAUUUAAAUAAUGGUGUCACCAUCAAGAAUAAUCUCUCACUCAAGGAUGAUAAAAAUAGAGAGUGGGAGAAACUGGGCACCUUCACUUUUCAUGAUGAUGCAUGCAGUUUAGGAGCAGUUGGGGGUCACUAUGACGUGCCAUCAACACUACAACGACAAGCUCGUGUAAAAGCAUUAGAAGCAGAUGCCACAAAUCCAAACCUUAAUAUUUACCACUCUAUUGAGAGCCUGAAAGACAAUCGUCUAGUAGAGCACGUGUAUGAUGAGAUAAAGCAGCGGCCACCACCACAAAAAGAUCCAGAAUGUGAAUAUGACCACUUGACGUAUUCACGUCCACUGGGUGAAGUGAAGCCACACUACUACACUAUGGCAUCCCAGUUGCACAGGUCAGCUGACCAGCUGGCUGAGGAGGUAUUACCCAAUGGGAAGCCAGCUGCUGGGACAAGUAAAAAGUGCAAUUCACCUCAUUCAUCAUCAUCAUCAUCCAAUGAGCUGAACAUUUCCAGGCCUGAGGUCAACAUGGAAUGCCAAUCUCAGAAUGCCAGUGAUGUGCCAAAAGUGAGCAACCUCAAUGUUGGUGCCAGUGAUGAUGAGUAUGCAAGAUUGAAAGUCAACAACUUUGACGUUUCAAUGGACACUGGAAAGCGUGAUGCUUAUGCAAAAUUUGAAGAAGACUUCAAUAAGACUCUGUCAUCAGAAAUUGAAGAUUCUGACAAUAGUCACACGAGUGUCGCAGAAACAGAGGCUCUUUCAUCACAAAAAGACAAUUAACUUCAUUUCUGCAUUUGGCAAGUGGAAAGCUGAAAAUAGAGGUAAACACAUACACUAGUAAAUAUAUGGUUGCUGGCAUGAAAAACAACAAAACGUGUGGAAUAAAGGUCUUCAGAGCCUUUGCAAGAUACAUGUAAUAUAAUUUUGGUGUGGUGAAGCAUCAGUUGAUAGACUAUUGUUGCUUAUACCACUGACAUUUAUAUAAAUAUAUACAUAUAUAUUAUAAACACUUUUGUGAUGUUGAUCUUGUACAGAUGAGAAGUUUUUAGUGUACAUAUGAAAACGAAACCUUUACUACAAUAGAAGACAGUAGUGCUCCAUCCAUAGUGAUUACUGGUUGUGUUGAGAGUUUUUAUGAGGGUGAGGCAAAUCCCUUACCAUGGCCUUCAUUCAUGUAGGUAAUGAAAAAUUAUCCAGUGUUGGAAAAGAAACUUUUGAUACAUAUUUAUGGGGAUUGAGAAUUGUCCCUGUGUAGUAAAUAGUAAUUGAGAGUGUCGAAGAAUUUUUUAUCAUAUUUAAUAAUUUUUGUGAGUUAUUUUCUCACUUUUUACAAAACUAUUGACUAUUAUUUCAUUUUUUGUUAUGAAAGUUGGCAGACAAAAAUUGUAAACUCUUCUAGAUAUUUUAAUAUUAAUUCAUGAGCUUGAAAUCUCAAUUGUGAAUGAGAAGCUGGUAAUGUAUUAGCUACUGAUUACAUGCUUCACUGAAUAUCAUGUACAGAAUUUGAGAAGCUUAUGACAGCUGUUGAUAUACAUUACAUGCAACAAGGAUUGAAUGUAUUAAAUUAGACCAAUAUAUAUUUACUUCCUUACUUUUUAACAGUUUUAAUUGUUUAUAUCUGAUGUAUUUUACUACAGCUUUUAACUUUAUUAAAAUCAACAAUGUAAAAAUAUAUAAACAUAUAUGUUUUGUACUUUAUAAUAUUGCACAUUUUGGAAAGUAAUAACAUUGUAUACCUGAAAUCUUAUUUUGUAUAUCUUAUAUGCUGUUUUCUGCAACUAACUGGAAUGAGUUGUGUGAACAGAGCAACACAUCACUUUGAACCUCCUAUUUCAGGGGCCUGUGUGUUAUAGAAUUAACCAGAUUACGAGAGAUGUUAUUAUUUCUCUGUUCACGUCAUAUAUUAAUAGACCAACAUUUUAUUUCUUGUUUCAGAUGAUUGUUUCAAAGAUUAUAGAAAAAGCAGUAUAAGUAUUUUUUGAUGAAUACAAAUUACAUAAAUAAAUUAUCAUGAUUUUU